Molecule: messenger RNA, 863 nt
Organism: Pararge aegeria (speckled wood butterfly)
Lineage: Eukaryota; Metazoa; Arthropoda; Insecta; Lepidoptera; Nymphalidae
Product: spidroin-1-like
Exons: 3
Coding region: 35-763 (242 amino acids)
Source: RefSeq, a predicted model, not a curated record
UAGGAGUGGACUGACCGCUGGUAUAUAUGUAAAUAUGUACAAAUUCACGAUUCUCAUUUUGGCAGUAGUCGCUGUUGCAGCGGCUUACCCAGGAUAUGGUAGCGGCGGCAGCCAAGGCGGAUUUGGCGGACAAGGUAACCAAGGCGGAUUUGGCGGACUAGGUAGCCAAGGCGGUUUUGGGGGACAAGGUAACCAAGGCGGAUUUGGCGGACUAGGUAGCCAAGGUGGGUUUGGCGGACAAGGCAGCCAAGGCGGAUUUGGCGGACAAGGUAGCCAAGGUGGGCUGGGUGGACAAGGUAGCCAAGGUGGGCUGGGUGGACAAGGUAGCCAAGGCGGAUUUGGCGGACUAGGUAGCCAAGGUGGGCUGGGUGGACAAGGUAACCAAGGCGGAUUUGGCGGACAAGGUAGCCAAGGCGGAUUCGGCGGACUAGGUAGCCAAGGCGGAUUUGGUGGACUAGGAAGCCAAGGCGGGCUUGGCGGACAAGGUACCCAAGGCGGAUUUGGCGGACUAGGAAGCCAAGGCGGAUUUGGUGGACUAGGAAGCCAAGGCGGUUUUGGCGGACAAGAAAGCCACGGUGGAUUUGGCGGACAAGGUGGACAAUUCGGAGUUAGCGGACAGAAGGGCCAAGGCGGAUAUGGCGGAUAUAAUGGCCAAAGCGGAUUCGGACAAAAAGGCCAAGGCGGAUAUGGCGGAUAUAGCGGAGAAGGUAGCGACAGGUUUGGCAGCAGCGAAGACUCUGGAGAAUCGGACGAGUCGCAUUAAUAAAUACAAAUAAAGUAAUGAUACCUAUGUAAUUAGUACUGAUUUGCUUAAGAUAAUUAAGGCUAGUUUUGAAAAGUAAAGUAAUGUUGAAUUAUGUUUA